Molecule: messenger RNA, 1686 nt
Organism: Hevea brasiliensis (rubber tree)
Lineage: Eukaryota; Viridiplantae; Streptophyta; Magnoliopsida; Malpighiales; Euphorbiaceae
Product: sodium/pyruvate cotransporter BASS2, chloroplastic
Exons: 13
Coding region: 222-1466 (414 amino acids)
Cellular component (GO): membrane
Source: RefSeq, a predicted model, not a curated record
AUAUCACCAAAAAAUUCCAGAAACUGAUCAAAACUCUCUGGACGAGAUUGUUUGCCAUCUUCACUUCGAUGUGUGUGGCUCAUCGAUUUCCAUGACCACCUGUUCAUAUGUCUUUAACCCCUGCCAUUUUGGAGUCAUCCCAUGUCAAAACUCUAAAACCUCGCCUUAUACCCAACACCUAUUGAUCCCUUUUUAUCUCUUUUGCUGCUGCCUCUUUUUCAAUGGCGUCCAUGUCUAGAUUUGUGCUCAAAGAUUGCAAGUUACAGACAUGUGAAGCUUUCUACGGGCCAAGUUAUUGCUUCCAUGCCAGGAGGCUAAGACCUCGUCUGGAGCUUAGAUGUGGGAUCUUUACGCCCGUGAAUGGAACAAUAUGUGCAAUCCAAUGCAAACCAGUUGUUGCUGUUGCAGCUCCUUCCUGUUUCAUUCAAACUUCAAGGAACUCCCAAGUUUUGUGCAAGGCUGCCACAAAUGUGUCUGGAGAAGUUCCUGAUGGUAAACCUAGUGGGAUAACCCAGUACGAAAGGAUAAUUGAAACUCUUACCACUCUUUUCCCUGUGUGGGUGAUAUUGGGCACCAUUGUUGGCAUCUACAAGCCAUCUGCGGUUACAUGGUUGGAGACAGACCUCUUCACUCUUGGCCUGGGUUUCCUCAUGCUUUCAAUGGGAUUGACUUUGACAUUUGAAGAUUUCAGGCGAUGUUUAAGAAACCCAUGGACUGUGGGUGUAGGAUUUCUGGCUCAGUACUUAAUCAAACCAUUGUUAGGCUUUGUUAUUGCAAUGGGUCUAAAAUUGUCAGCACCUCUUGCAACUGGUCUUAUUUUGGUCUCAUGUUGCCCUGGAGGACAGGCAUCAAAUGUUGCUACCUAUAUAUCUAAAGGAAAUGUAGCACUUUCAGUUCUUAUGACAACGUGUUCAACAAUUGGAGCUAUCGUCAUGACACCACUCCUGACUAAGCUUCUUGCUGGUCAGCUUGUUCCUGUUGAUGCUGCGGGCCUGGCUAUUAGCACGUUUCAGGUUGUGUUAGUGCCAACUGUUGUUGGAGUGCUAUCGAAUGAAUUUUUCCCUAAGUUCACUUCAAAAAUAAUCACAGUAACGCCUUUGAUUGGAGUUCUUCUCACAACCCUACUCUGUGCAAGCCCUAUUGGACAAGUGUCAGAUGUGUUGAAAGCCCAAGGCGCACAACUGAUAAUGCCAGUGGCUCUACUCCAUGUUGCUGCAUUUGCUCUUGGUUAUUGGUUGUCAAAAACAUCAUUUGGUGAAUCCACAUCACGUACCAUAUCCAUAGAAUGUGGGAUGCAGAGCUCUGCACUUGGAUUUCUGCUUGCACAGAAACAUUUCACCAACCCUCUAGUGGCUGUGCCUUCUGCUGUUAGUGUUGUUUGCAUGGCACUUGGUGGGAGUGCUCUUGCGGUGUUUUGGAGGAACAGACCAAUUCCUGUUGAUGACAAAGAUGACUUUAGGGAAUAGUAGUGUUGCCCUUACAUUCCUGGAUCAUAGCUAGCAACGGAUGGAAACUCCAUUUUUAUUCACCUCUUUAGUUUGCACCCUUAGACUUAAAAUUUUAUUUUAUGGGUGAAUUAUAAGUUUUGGUUUCAGGUAGGUCAUAAGCAUUACAACUGAGAAUGUGAAUGCAAAUUGAAUUUCUUGUUUUACAAUGAGAAAUCAUAGGAAUUUCAAAACAAUCAAA